AUGGUUUUGGUUUUUCGGAACAAUUUGGACUCUCUGAUCACGUGGGAAGCAAAAGAAGCAGCAGCAGUAAUAUAUUUACAACACAAUCAAAUCUCAGACAAAUCCAAAUCGUCUCAGAUCUACAGCGAAGCUCCUUCAGUUUUCUAUAGAAUAAUUUACUGAUAUACUUUUCAAAUUUAAUUACUGUCAACCCUCUCUCUAUCUCUCUCUCUCUCUCCGCCCAAUCCCAAAACCCUAACGAGCUCUGAUCUUCACGCAAAAGCCACCUACCACAUCACUCUGCAACUCCGGAAGCGCGCACACACUCAAUUUAGUCAAGAUUUGCGUCGAUUGUUAUUGUUUUGAAUACAAAUUUGUGCUCCUUUAAAGCAUGAAAGAAGGGAAAUCAGUGAAAUUGAACGGUCAACUGCAGCAGCAGCAGCAGCAGCACCAGAACGGUCACUUGUCUCCGUUCAAAUUCGCCAAGUUGUUGGAUCCAGAAGCCUCAUGGGACAAGGAUCAAUUGGGAGAUGUCUUGCAUUGGAUUCGACAAGCAAUGGCCCUUGUAUGUGGGCUACUAUGGGGUGCGAUACCGUUGGUCGGAGGCAUAUGGUUCAUCAUUUUUCUGGUCAUAUCUACCGGAAUUAUAUAUGGCUAUUACGCAAUGAUACUAAAUGUUGAUGAAGAAGACUUUGGUGGCCAUGGAGCUCUCCUCCAAGAGGGGCUUUUCGCUUCUAUAACUCUUUUUCUGCUUGCCUGGAUUCUAGUAUACAGCUUGGGACACUUCUGAUUGGAUAUUUAUUCAAUUCCGCUAUCAUUUCUAUCCCCAGUGGUGUUCAGCAAUAGGACUUCGUUGCAUGAAGAGUGAUAACCUUGGAUACGAUUAAAGUUUCCUUAGAAGUUUGCUCGUUUCUUUAUGGUUAAUCUUAUGAAUAUGAGCAUGAACAUUCGAGCAUCUUAUUAUGGUGAAUAGAUGUUUCAGUCAGUGUUCCUUCAUAAACAUCCACGCAAUGUAGCAAUGUAUGGCCUGCAAAACUGAUGAUAAUCAAAAUUGUUUUUGGUAGCCUCUAAUAAAAUUACCUGCAAGCCUUAUUCUUGUAGACUAAGCGCACAAUAAUUAUCGGCUGUCAAGCAAGAUAUUCUGUUUCCGCAAUGGAUAAUUUAGGGUCCCAGGUGAAUUUUUGAGUGUGACA
Molecule: messenger RNA, 1172 nt
Organism: Prunus mume (Japanese apricot)
Lineage: Eukaryota; Viridiplantae; Streptophyta; Magnoliopsida; Rosales; Rosaceae
Product: Rab5-interacting family protein
Biological process (GO): mitochondrial respirasome assembly
Source: RefSeq, a predicted model, not a curated record